Molecule: messenger RNA, 8884 nt
Organism: Myxocyprinus asiaticus (Chinese sucker)
Lineage: Eukaryota; Metazoa; Chordata; Actinopteri; Cypriniformes; Catostomidae
Product: collagen alpha-1(XXVII) chain B-like
Exons: 61
Coding region: 405-5489 (1694 amino acids)
Molecular function (GO): extracellular matrix structural constituent
Source: RefSeq, a predicted model, not a curated record
GCAAAGACAGUUGAGGGCGACAGAGGGAAAUGUGUUUCCAGCGUCCCAAAACUUCAGCAGCAUGCUUAAGUAUUUGAGAUUUGGUCGGCGACUUAACUAAGCGCAUGUAUUUCACCUCAGCAAACCAUGUCUGUUGCCGCAUUGGACUUUUACUCUCCAGUUUUCAGCAUCACCGGAUCUAUGACUGUCAGAUGGAGAAGUUUACAUCGCGACUCGCAGGUCACCCGCUUUGGGAAGUACUAGAUUUGGCAUUUGGGAAUGACUGCGGGAUGUAAUUUUGUACUGCAGCGUUGCAUUGAGACCUUCAACAGUUAUAAAGGGACAUUCUGAUAUGGAAGUAAUUCAACAGCUCUGUCAUGUCUUGACUGCACCAAACACUCGCGAGGAAGAAUGAAGUAAGCGCGAUGGAGCCGGACAAUGGCCCGUACUCCAAACUCAAAGCAGCUGGAGUCGGGGGGAGAGCUGUCUUUCUCUGCAUGGUUCUUUACUGUUCAUGCUGCCUGGGGUUUGCACAGACACAGCCUACAGAUGUGGACAUCCUGCAAAGGCUGGGAUUGGUUGGGAAAAGACCUUCACUUGGAACACGCUCCACACCUCAAGGUGUCAUCCCUUUCAAAUCUGGAAUCAUCCUAACACAGAGGGCGCGAAUUGAUGUCCCUGUUAGCUCUGUCAUACCUGCAUCAUUGGGCACGGCAUUCACUCUUAUCCUCAGCGUAUGUUCGCAUCGCAUAAACAAUGCUUUCCUCUUCACCAUUGUGACAAAGAGGAAGAGACUGCAGUUAGGGGUGCAAUUCAUCCCUGGAAAAAUCUUAGUUUAUUCAGGCCAAAAAAACACUGUAGAUUUUGAUUAUGAUAUUCACAAUGGCCAGUGGCACAACCUGGCUUUGGAAAUCCAAACCCAAAGGGUUAAAUUAUACACUUCUUGUGGGAAGACAAGUGUAAAUGCAGAUUUGCAUUUUAAAAAUGAGGAAACGCUGGAUCCAGAAGGCUCCUUUCGUUUGGGAAAAAUGAGCCAGGACUCAGUGCAGUUUGAAGGAGCCAUCUGCCAAUUUGAUAUACAUCCCUCUGCGAAGGCAGCUCACAAUUAUUGUAAGUAUAUUAAAAAACAGUGUAGGGAAGCUGACACCUAUCGACCAAACCUUCCUCCUCUUUUACCAUUAUUACCCCUGGACCCCAAUAUAUCUGUCACCGUUCACACCUCACUUCUUACAACAGAGCUUUCCAAUAGGCAGUUUAGUCCUAGUCUUUCACUAACACAAAACAAGAUGCAAAUUAAUCAUGAGACCUUGCAAGACCUGAACUCGUCUGCUCUGAUGACUUCUCAUUCUGGCGCAGUCCUGACUGUACAAAGCACUGUGCCACCAACAAUAGCCCAGCCCACACUCCAGCUCCCCCUGCAGGCCAUAACUCAAACUGACAUUGCCCUGUUUGGAAGUAGGACAUCACAAUCAUCUCCAAAGCCAACUCAACCAAGCAGCCCUACAAAGAACCUCCUGAGGUCAACUGUAAAACCCCAGACAUUAAAAAAGAAUGAGAUGGCUGUCACUGUCAAACCAAAAGAGAAAAAAAUGGAUACACCGACAUCUGCAAAAAUGAAACCUAAACCUUCUAGCGCAUUCAGGGUUUCAGAGAUGACAACAGUUGCACCACGGAAACCUCAGCCAAACGUGAACACCUCUCUCGAAGCCAAACCCACAUCUUCUGUGCCUGUCACCCCUGCAGCCACAGAUGGUCUCCAAACCUUUGACCUGGAACCAACCCAAUACUCCCUCUUGGCUGGGGCACCUGGACUGAAAGGAGAACCUGGAUUACCGGGACCUCCAGGGCCUCCUGGCAAGCCAGGAUUACCAGGAAAGAGAGGGCCUGUGGGCCCCCCUGGUCCACAUGGAAACCCAGGCCGCCCAGGGCUCCCCGGACCCAAGGGGAAAAAGGGAGACCCUGGAAUCUCACCAGGCAGAGCGGCAAGUGGAAUAAAGGGUGACCCUGGGAUAUUGGGGCUACCCGGACUGCCUGGUCAAGCCGGUCGGAAAGGACAGAAAGGCCAUUCUGGUCCUCCCAGCCAUCCUGGAGAUCAAGGAGAAAGAGGACCUGAUGGAAGCCCAGGUGCCAAAGGCUAUCCUGGCAGGCAGGGUUUGCCGGGGCCUAUAGGAAAUAUGGGACCAAAGGGAGUACGGGGCUUCAUUGGAAUUCCAGGCGUCUUUGGUCUCCCCGGACCUGAUGGAGAAAGAGGUUUACCUGGUGUUCCUGGGAAGAAGGGCAAGAUGGGUAGGCCGGGCUUUUCAGGAGAUUUCGGGGAGCGUGGACCACCAGGACCCGACGGAAACCCAGGGGAGAUGGGUGCCCCAGGACCUGUUGGUAUCCCUGGUCUUAUUGGUGAUAUGGGCCCAGUUGGAAAUAUGGGUCUUCCUGGGCCAGCGGGACUGAAGGGUGUGCAAGGAAACCCAGGAGAACCUGGACUGAAAGGUGAUAAGGGUGAAGAUGGGUUGCCAGGAGAACCUGGGGAACCUGGAUUUCAAGGUGACAAGGGUAUUCAAGGCUCACCAGGUUUACCAGGAAUUCGAGGAAAGCCAGGGCCACAGGGGAAGCCUGGAGAUCGUGGUCCAGAUGGUUUGCCAGGCCCACCUGGCCCUGAGGGCUUUCCAGGGGAUAUUGGACCACCAGGACAGAAUGGUGUUGAGGGCCCAAAGGGAAGCACAGGAGUGAGAGGAAUCCCAGGCCCAAGAGGGGUUUCUGGACUGGAGGGGGAUGCGGGCCCAAUUGGACCAGUGGGGGCUUCAGGACUGGAGGGUAGACCCGGGAGGAAGGGUUUCCCUGGAAAUCCAGGAGCAGAGGGAAUGAAGGGAGAGCCUGGAAUCACUGGGAAUGUUGGGAUGCUUGGUGAGAGGGGUCCUGUCGGUUUCAUUGGGCCUGUUGGUGAGAUAGGGCUUGCUGGAGAAAAGGGAGAUCGUGGUGAGAUGGGUCUGCCAGGGCCACCAGGAGAAAAGGGAGCGAUGGGACAUCCAGGAGCUCCGGGUGAAAGAGGGCCAUCUGGACCAGCAGGUAUACCAGGCACCCCCGGUUCUAGGGGACUCAGUGGCACCAGAGGACCCCAAGGCAGAAGGGGUGCAACAGGACCAGAUGGACCAGUUGGGGAGAAAGGGUUGAUAGGAAUCAAGGGUCCUGACGGCCCACCAGGAAAACAAGGUUUCACUGGCCAAAUGGGUAAAAUUGGUGAAACUGGUGAAACUGGAGCAACUGGAUUUACAGGUGUUCAAGGACCAACUGGGCCCCCUGGAGCAAAGGGAAUUUUAGGUGAACCUGGUCCUUCAGGUCCACCUGGAAUAUUAGGUCCACUGGGUGAGAUUGGAGCAGUGGGUCUACCUGGAAAAGCCGGGGAGCAGGGCCUACCAGGUGAACCAGGAGAGAAGGGUGCAGUUGGGUCUCCUGGAAAUAUGGGGGAGCAAGGCUUGAUUGGACCUAGAGGUGACCCUGGGCUCGAUGGGGAGGACAGUCCAAGCGGUCCUGAUGGAGCUAAGGGUGAUAAGGGGGAUAUCGGAAUGGAGGGGGAAACUGGUGAAAAGGGAGCCAUUGGAUUUAAAGGAAAAGAAGGGCGACCAGGAGAUCCCGGCUUAAUGGGCAUCAAGGGUCCUGAAGGCAAACCUGGAAAAAUUGGUGAGAGGGGAAAACCAGGAGACAAGGGUAGCAAAGGUCACCAAGGUCACCUUGGAGAGACUGGACCAAUCGGGGAGCAAGGUGCUAUGGGUUUUAUCGGGCCAAAAGGAAGCAGAGGAACUACUGGAUUUGUGGGUGCUCCUGGAACAAUGGGUCAACAAGGAGAAAAAGGUUUAGUGGGUUAUGAAGGUCACCAAGGUCUGCAGGGUCCAAUAGGAUCCCCAGGACCAAAAGGUGAAAAGGGAGAGCAAGGAGAUGAUGGGAAGGUUGAAGGUCCACCUGGUCCUUCAGGUGACAUCGGACCUGUUGGCAACAGAGGAGAAAGGGGAGAACCUGGUGACCCUGGAUACCCAGGUCAUGAAGGUGUUCAUGGGAGAAGAGGAAAGCCAGGGGCACCUGGACUCCCUGGAAAUGCUGGGCCAAAAGGUGUUCCGGGGCCCGAAGGGUCCAAAGGCAAUGAAGGUCCAAAAGGCAAAAACGGUCCCCCAGGUGAAUCUGGAAGCCGAGGGUCCCCUGGUCUUGUUGGUCUUCCUGGCCCCAGAGGAGUUGUUGGUCGUGAGGGACUUGAGGGUGAUCCUGGGGUAGAUGGACUCACUGGGAAAGAUGGAGCUAAAGGAAUUCCAGGUGAGCAUGGAGGUGAUGGGGAGGUUGGUCUGCCUGGAAAACCAGGUCCUCAAGGCAAAACAGGUGUACCAGGUCUACCAGGAAUUCAAGGCUCUUUUGGGCCAAAGGGUGAAAGGGGCCUCUUUGGCCAAACUGGACCUCCGGGCAAGAGAGGGUUUACUGGAGGGAUGGGAUUUCCUGGAAAACAAGGUGACCGAGGGGUCAAAGGGCAACCUGGUGAUACUGGUGAACAGGGAUUUCCUGGAGUUUUUGGAAUGUUUGGACCAAAGGGUCCACCAGGAGACCUUGGUGCAGUUGGUAUCCAGGGUCCAAAGGGUCCUCAGGGUUUAAUGGGGAUGCAAGGAGUCAUCGGACCUGUUGGUAUCAUUGGGCCUGGUGGUAAUUCAGGACCACAAGGAGACAAAGGAAGUAAAGGGGAAAUGGGUUUUCAGGGACCCAGGGGACCUCCAGGUCCUAGUGGACCACCUGGACCUCCAGGGCCUCCUGGUGUAUCUCUUUCUCUUGACAAUGAGGCUCUUGGUGCUGCUUUACAUGUGAUUAUUGAUUCCCGCUCUGCAUUAAGGUCCGAGAUAAAUCAAGAUACUGACCUUCCAGUAUUGGACCAGGGAUCCGAUAUAUUUAAGACCCUUCACUACCUCAGUAUCCUGAUCCACAGCAUCAAGAACCCGCUGGGAACGCAGGAGAAUCCGGCUAGAAUGUGUAGAGAUCUGUUUGAUUGUGAACAUAGGUUGAAUGAUGGCACUUAUUGGAUAGAUCCUAAUCUAGGCUGCUGCUCUGACAAUAUUGAGGUGACCUGCAACUUCACCAAUGGAGGCCAGACCUGCCUUAAGCCAGUAGCUGUGUCCAAGUUAGAGAUUGGAGUUAGUCUGAUCCAAAUGAAUUUUAUCCACCUCCUGAGCUCUGAGGCUGUGCAGAUCAUCACCAUCCACUGCCUGAACAUCCCUGUUUGGGCAGCAGGGGACUCCAAAAUACCUUCCUCUAGUGCAGUGUACUUCAAAGCCUGGAAUGGGCAGAUAGUUGAGGCUGGGGGAUUCAUUGAGCCUGAUCUGAUAAAGGAUGACUGCUGGAUUACAGAUGGCCGCUGGCAUCAGGCACAGUUUGUUUUCCGGACGCAGGACCCAAAUUUACUGCCCAUUGUGGAGGUCUACAACUUGCCAAGCACUAAACCUGGCUCACAUUACCACCUGGAAGUUGGCCCUGUUUGCUUUUUAUAAAAAAAAAAAAAAAAAAGGGAUGAUGGACAACCUUAAUUACCCUUGCUACAGAGGAUCUUUUUAGGUUUAGAGGCCAAUGAAACUGGUCUGAAUUCUGUACCUCUCCUCUCAAGCCUGGACUGCAGCCUUAAACAUGAGGACAAAGGAAUCUGGAGCAGCUUUGGAGUAAGCAAGACUUCUUAUGCUAGCAGCUCUGGAUGACAUAUGCUCUUUUUUCAGAGCUGUGCUUCUUGUUUCUGGAAAACAAGGCCUGAAUAUUUUGCUAGAGGUGCUUCUAAAACUUUUUCAGAAUGUUACAAGUCUUAAUUUAUUCAUAUAGUUGUGUUUUUCGCACAUCAUGUGGGAAACCGAUAAGGAACAAUUUAAACAUUUAAUUGUAUUAAAGUACUUAUUUUGUAUUCUAUAGUUACACAUGAUCAUGUGUAUUUAUUCAUGUACUUUUGUGUUUAUGUAUAUUUUCUGUAAAGUGCAAUAGAGAAUGGAGAGAUUUUUUGAAGAUAAAUCUUGUAUUUGGCUGUCCAGGUGAGUAAGGUUUACUGUCACACAUAUCAUUCAAUUCAGGUUGUUGUGUAUACUUGCAUAUACCAGCAGGUCUGAAGUCUAUCUAUUGUAAGCCUCUGAUACUAGCUAAGUGGGGUUCAGAUUUGCUGGGAUGAUAAUUACAUACUUAGACUCACCAACACACAUGCAUAUACACACAUAUUCAUGCAAAAGCCAGCAUAUGACUCACCAUUUAAGUAAUGGAGGUGGAUCCAAACUUGAAAAUUAACAUGUAAAUGUCUACCUCCCAUCUUUCAUUUUUUGGGAAAACAAGUUUUAAAGAAAAAGAUUCACAUUUAACUCCUGUGGUUUGAUUUAAUUGAAAGAAGAAUCUGUUUCUGUCAAAUGUUUUUAAUUUAAGUGCCUUUAAUAUACUUGGAAAGGGAAUAUUUUUGUAUACAUUUAAAAAAAAAAAAAAAAAUAGUUAAAAUAUUAUUUUUGCAGCCACACAUAUAUUGUUAAUCCUUUAUUUUCUAGUAUGCCUUUUUUCUUUGAACUGAGAAGACAUGAGAAUUGUUUGUCAUAGCAACAGUGGUGUUCAUACAGAUGUCAGUUUUAUUGUAAAGGGCCAUAUAGUGCAAAAACACUUUGUGCUUUAUAUUACACUUGCCUCUCAUCACACAGUGAUUUUCAUCAAGUGCAUUAUAUUAGUCACAUCUGGAAAAAAGCCUUUUGUGACUGCAGAAGUAAUUGUUUGACAUGGAAAAUACACUGCUCUGUGUCAUAUUAUGUCUUUUGUUGAGGUGCUUGUGCAAAGCCAAAGGUUAUGGUUACAAAUUAUUCAUCAAAACGAGGGCACUAGCAACUUCCACUAUAAUGGGUUAGUACGUUUGUCAUGAGUGGCUUUAAAAUUACGUUAAGCUAAAUAUUCUUUAGUUGUGACCAAAAAGAGGUAUUUAUAUUUGAUUCUUACGAAUAGAGAUUUACCAUGAAAAUAUUGACAGAUCCAAGCGGUAGCCCUGACAGAUGGACUGGUCAAUUGGCUAUGCACUUUUGAAGCUACAGGGUUGAUGCCCCAUGCAGAAGUAUGACAUUAUGGGAUUAAAUUGGCUAUGCAAAUUUUGCUACAUAAAUAUGCAUUGUGUCACUAUAGCUGCCAACCAUGGGCACUCAAUCUAGAGCAGUGGUUCCCAAACGUAUCAGACCAUGCUACUUGUUAUACAUUACACAACUAAUUAUGUGUCAAACCAGGUUUGACAUCAGGGAUGUCAAAAGCCAUUAGUUCUGUGUCUAGUGACAAAUUGCAAGGAGGAGAAGGAAAGAUUAUUGUUAAACAUAGUUAAAUCAAUAAACAGAUGUUUAAAAAGUACAGCAACAGUCUCAAAAACUUGCCUACAUUUUUUUUUUAUCAAUCCUUAAGCCUCUUCUCUGCUAUUGUUGGGGACAUAAAUAAAAAUGAAUGAACUAAAAUGCAGUGUAAUCAAUGGCAAGAGCGAGAAGAAGAGAACAGCAGGAAAAGAACACGCAUGUAGUUUAUACAGAACAUGGUUGCCAUGUAGACUAUAUAUUUCAUUAUAUGUAAAAGAGCAUGUAAACUUAUUUUUGUAAUUAAGGUUUAACAAUAAUAUGGACAUUGGUUGAUAAAUGGUGUGGAUUUACAGUAAACAUGGUCAGUCAAUGUAUGGAUUUAUUAUUGAUAAUGAAAAUUAUUAACUGAUGAUGAUUUGUUGAAUAGGCUGCAUUUAAUGGGCAGACACCAGUAGGUGCACUCACUUUUUUAGAAAACCUUGCCAACCGCACGUGAACAUUCCAUAUGAAUGAAUGAACGAAUGAAAAACUUGUGCAUGGGCUUUUAUUGUAUUCUGUCUCACCAUAUUAGGAUUUGUGGACAUCCAUGCAUUCGUUCACCUGCGCAUGAUUUUAAGAUGAAUUGCGAUUUAUAAAGUGGGAUACAUGAAGGAACAUAUUUUCGUGCAUAGGGACAUUUUAUAAAUCCUUCGUCGGAACAUUUAGGAAAUUGUCCUAAAUUCACAUUUAAGAUCAUUUUACAAACGUCUUAAUAAAUUAGAGCAUUUUAAAAAGUUUUUCUGUUUGGGUCCUCGAUACCUUUGGCACAAAAGCUGCAGAAGGUCCUUCUGAGAUUUGAAGUCCAGAGUGCUAACCAUUACACCAAGCAUUUUUAACAGUAGGGCACCCUGGGGGUUGACAACAUAAUUGCUCUGCGGAAAGGUGUACAACCUGGGCAGAAGGCAGCCAAGGACUAAAAGUGGUGGCUGAAACCCAGGAUUAAACCAGGGACCUUUAAAUCUUCAACCUAGUGCUCUCCCAACUGGGCUAUUUCAACCUCAAACUCAGCAUUGCUCGAUACAAAUUUCCAUGAGGCCAGCUGGCAUGGAAGAGCUGAGCAGAAGAGAGAUUCAGAACAAAAGGCUUCUGGGCCUGUAUGGGGAUCAAAUCUCCAACUUUGGCAUUAUUAGCACCACGCUCUAACUGGCCAUGCAGAACUGCUGUCUGGGGCCAAAUUCCCACAACAUGCUUGUAAGUUUGUGAUGCUAACAGUAAGAAAAUGCACUCCAUGGGAUGAAGCUUGUAGAGCAAGAACAGGACCUGUCGCAGCCUGUCAUGAUUCACUGUUGUUUGCCUUGUAUUUCUCCCCUGUCAUCUAUUCCUCCUGGACUACACUUCCCAUAAUUCCCUGCCCUCAUCACUGCCAGCUGUCCUUGAUUGUCUUCACCUGUCUUUCAUUACCCAUUGUGUAUAUAAUGCCCUGUUGUUUGCGUGUUCUUGGUCAGUUGUUAUGUGUUUUGACCGCCUGUUCAUUGACCCAUUCCCAUCGUGGAUGUUUCUUUUUUUGUUCCUGUGUUUACCCCGUUUAUCUGUACUUUGUUUACUUUAUUAAAAACUAGUUUGCUUCA